AUGCGCCAACCGCGCGAGGGCGAUGAAUUGACUCCGACGGGCUCUGACAGGCUUCUCUUUCCUCUCUAUGUACUCGAUCAGUUGGUCCGUUCUUGGCGAGAAAUGGCUCCCCAUGCUUUCGCCGUCUCGUUCAUGUGUUCGACCUUCUUUUGGCACUACAUGCAAAAAAUGCUCCGGUCCCAAAUUGUCGCUGGACCUGGGUCUCUUCAUGUCCCAGAUCGCGAGAUUCGUCUAUUUUUGCCCUACGACGACAGUCUAAUCCCAACCUCCACCGGCAGCAUUGGCUUGGCAGAAAUGCCCAAAUGCCAAGAACGCGCGCCCCAUGUGCAACCCAACUCAACAUUGUGGAACCUUAUCGAGGGAGUGUGCACUCCAAGCUUGUGA
Molecule: messenger RNA, 384 nt
Organism: Cyclocybe aegerita
Lineage: Eukaryota; Fungi; Basidiomycota; Agaricomycetes; Agaricales; Hemipholiotaceae
Source: the annotation of a GenBank genome assembly